AUGGAGAUCUUUUCGCUGUCUAUCGGUUUUGUCGGCCUUCUACUCAUCUCCUUUGUCGUUGAGAGAGUCUUGAACAAGUUGAAGAAUGGAAGGCGACCCCCGUUACCCCCCGGCCCCAAGGGUUUACCGAUUGUGGGUAAUGUGAACGAUCUACCCAAAGCUGGCGAAUUGGACUACGUUCACUGGCUGAAGCACAAGGAAUUAUACGGUCCCAUUAGUUCCAUCACAACCAUGGGUCAGACCGUUGUGAUACUUAGCGAUCCACAACUUGCUUUCGACCUCUUAGACAAGCGCUCACUGAAGCAUUCCUCCAGACCUUCACAAACGUUCAUUGGCGAGAUGGUCGGUCUAGAGCAUAUCACUGGCAUGGCCGUCUAUGACGAGCGAUUCCGCGCACAACGCAAGGCCAUGGGCCGUGUCCUCGGCUCAAAGGUUGCUGCAGCGAAAUACAACGAGUGGCAGGAGGCUGAAGUUGGACAUCUUCUUCUGCAUCUGCUAGAUGACCCACAAAACUUUGUAGAACACAUCAAGAGAGAAGCUGGUUCACUGAUCCUAAAGAUUACGUAUGGCUACACAGCGGAACAAUUCAAGGAAGAUCCUUUCCUUGACAUGAUUACGGAAACCAUGGACAACUUCUCGACGGGCGCUACGCCCGGUGCCUUUAUAGUCGAUGUUUUCCCCUUUUUGCGGUAUCUACCCAGCUGGGUUCCUGGGACAGGUUUCAAACAACUCGCAAAGCAAUGGAGAGCCCAGAUGGAGGAGACCAGGGACAAGCCAUACGCCUUCGUUCAGCAUCAAAUAGCUCAGGGCAAAGACAACUCUUCUUAUCUGUCCAACCUUCUCGAUUCCUCUGAGCAGUCGCCCUUCGACCAGCACAACCACAAAUACUCGGCGCUGGCUGUUUUUGGAGGAGGCGCAGAUACGACCGUAUCGACAGUCGCAUCCUUCUUCUUGGCGAUGAUGGUGUACCCUGGUGUUCAGAAGAAGGCCCAAGAAGAAAUCGACAGAGUUAUUGGUAGUGGAAGACUGCCGACUACCAAAGAUCGGGAAAACCUUCCCUACAUCGAGGCUCUCGUAAAAGAAAUCAUGCGCUGGCACCCAAUUGGUCCUAUGGGUCUGCCGCAUUCUAGCACGGAGGACGAUGUCUUCGAAGGCUACUUCAUUCCGAAAGGGGCCAUGGUGCUUCCCAAUAUUUGGUGGUUCACUCAUGACCCAGAGCGGUACCCCGACCCAAUGAACUUCAGACCUGAGCGCUUCCUACAGACCGACGGCCACGAACCUGAGGCGGACCCUCACAAGUUUGUGUUCGGGUUCGGUCGCCGAAUCUGCCCCGGCCGCAUCCUCGCCGAUAACUCCAUCUUUCUCAAUAUCGCUCAGUCACUUGCCGUGUACGAUUUCGCUAAGCCGAUUGUUGACGGCAAGGUUGUCGAGCCGGCUGUCAAGUUCACCACGGGCGUGAUCAGCCACCCGCAGCCAUUCGAGGUCUCCAUCAAGCCUCGAUCUGCUCAGCACGAGAGGUUGAUUCGCUCAAUUGAGGAAAUCUACCCGUGGGAAGAGAGCGAUUCUAAGAUUCUGGAGAGGAUGGAGGUUUAG
Molecule: messenger RNA, 1593 nt
Organism: Colletotrichum scovillei
Lineage: Eukaryota; Fungi; Ascomycota; Sordariomycetes; Glomerellales; Glomerellaceae
Product: cytochrome P450
Exons: 7
Coding region: 1-1593 (530 amino acids)
Molecular function (GO): iron ion binding; oxidoreductase activity, acting on paired donors, with incorporation or reduction of molecular oxygen; monooxygenase activity
Source: RefSeq, a predicted model, not a curated record